Messenger RNA from Rotaria sordida, 1644 nucleotides. The record is from the annotation of a GenBank genome assembly. NCBI's taxonomy places the organism in Eukaryota, Metazoa, Rotifera, Eurotatoria, Philodinida, Philodinidae.
AUGACUCUUCAUUAUAAGAAAGAUGGUACUUUUGAUAUGCGAUUUAAUUCAUCAAGAGCAGCUAUGUCAUCUGGCUUUCGUAUGAGUCAUUUCGGAUAUUCUGAAGGUGUCAGCUACUCACCAAUGCCUGCUGAACUUCAUUAUAAAAAAGAUCGCACUCUGGAUAUGCGAUAUAACUCUUCGAAAGCCUUAGCUACUUCAUGUCAUGUCAGUCGACCGGCUACUUCUUCACAAUUACAUUAUAAAAAAGAUAGUACUUUGGAUAUGAGAUAUACAUCUUCGAAAAAUGUUAUGACUAGUUCGAAAUCUGGAUAUACAUAUUCCGGGCAUGACAUGCCAAGAAAUAUUCCGGUGACAAAAGCUGGUAUUCCAGAUAUGAGAACAACAGCGGCGAAAGAAUGGGUUAAAGAACAAGCACGAAUGAGAAUGAAUGAUAUUCCUUCGUGGAUACCUAGAACUAAAGAUAAUUCUCUUGAUCUUACAAAAGCAGUAACACAGGAGUAUUUAAAAUGCAAAGAUACAACAUCAACAAAUUAUGUUCCUGAUCAACGAUUAGCUUAUUAUUGUCAAAAACUAGAAGAUAUGCUCUUUCGAAAACUUAUCGAAGAUGCUCGAAGAGAACAUGUUAACAUGCCUGAAUAUGAAAUCUUACCUGAAACUAGCGAAAUUCAACGUCAAUUUUCUUCUCGAUCAAUAAGAAGUUCUAUUAGAUGUGACGAUGAUGAUUAUGAUAUACGCAGUGAAAUUCCCGAAUUAGUUACAUUGAUUAAUUACAGAGAUUUGAAAAUUAAUUCUGAAGAUAAAUUAGGUCAAGGUUCAUUUGGUAUUGUCUAUAAAGGUAUAUGGAAAAAUCAGACUGUAGCUGUCAAACAAUUACAUUUAAAUAAGUUGACUAGACAAGAAAAUAAUCCAUUUGUCAAAGAGAUCAAAAUCAUGUCAAAAUUAGGUAAACAUCCAAAUUUAGUUUAUUUACAUGGUUAUACAUUGGAUCCACUUUGUCUCGUAAUGGAAUAUGUUGAAUUAGGUUCAUUAAAUUAUUUACUUCAUUAUUGUGAAGAUUCAGAAAUUGAAGCCAAAAUAACCGACGGAAGAAUAAAAAAGAAACUUAUUCUUGGAAUUAUUCUCGGCAUGAUUCAACUACAUGCAGUGAAUAUUGUUCAUGGAGAUUUAAAACCUCAAAAUGUUUUAGUUUCAAGAGAUUAUACAGCCAAAGUGACCGACUUUGGACUGGCUACACUUCGAGCUAAAACAUCAAGUUCAAUUGCUUCGUCUAUGACACCGGAUGAUGGUGCAACCAUAUGUGGCACUGCAGGUUAUAUGGCUCCUGAAUUAUUAAGCAGUACAAAGCCACCGGAGUAUUCCAGUGAUGUAUACUCAUUUGGUAUACUGUUAAAUGAAGUUAUUCAAGAAGAAGAACCAUAUUUGGAUCAAUAUCACAAUUUUGCAGGACGAGGAGCAUUUGGUGCUGCAAAUUAUGCUCAAUCGGGCAAAAGACCAAAUAUUAAGUCAGGAACUCCACCUUUCUUGAACAAUCUCAUCGAAAAAUGCUGGCAUGCUUAUGCUCAAGGUCGACCAUCUUUUAAACAGAUUUAUCAAGAUUUAAAACCAGAUCAUAUUAAAUUUCCGAACUCUAUUGAGUUGUAA